Molecule: messenger RNA, 4251 nt
Organism: Macrobrachium nipponense
Lineage: Eukaryota; Metazoa; Arthropoda; Malacostraca; Decapoda; Palaemonidae
Product: tigger transposable element-derived protein 4-like
Exons: 4
Coding region: 457-2964 (835 amino acids)
Cellular component (GO): nucleus
Molecular function (GO): DNA binding
Source: RefSeq, a predicted model, not a curated record
GGCGAAGGAGCCAAAAUGUCAACAGAAAUCCUUCUCUGGAUAUCUGUAAUAACACUCAUGGUCAUGGACAUGGAUUACUGAUAGAGUCUAGAAGUACCAAAUAUACUUGUUUAAGAAUCUUGAAGAUUAUUUUCAAAACAGUACCUCAAGCAUUAAAAGGCCGGGAGAACAUUUCGAGGUAUUCAGAAGAAAGGGGUAUACUACCUACCACCAAUUUAAAAAAAUCAGCCAGAGUGUAUCAGGAAGCCUGUCUUGUAAAAGAUAAUCACAAACUAGCUGAUAAACAUAAACGGUUUGCUUGAUCAAUCACUUCAGGAUAAUAAGGCUUCGUAAAUUAACUUGAGUUUGACGAUUUUUUUGUUUGUUUUGUAAACGUAAAGAACGACUCUAUAAUUCAGCAUUUUCUCUGUGCAACACUGCUGUCACUGUAAAGUAACAUAAACUGUACUUACAGGAAUGGAAGUAAAUGAUGUCACAAAAUGUUCACCUGUGACAAAACUGGACCCUUUGCCAGCCUUUACAGGUUCUUCAAAUGAAGAUCUUUUAAUGAAAAUAGAAAUGAAUGAUCAUACAGCUAAUGACUCAGAAACUACAGAAAAUACACAAGAACAAGAGAGAAAGGAAGUUCAACUCCCAAAACUGAGACCAAAAAAAGGAAGAAAAAUUAAAAUUAAGAGGAAAAAAAAGAUGAAAGGCACAGGAAAGGUAAGUGCCAGUGAAAUGCAAAUGACUGAAGAUUUCGCAUUCAUGAGAAAGAGGCGACAGGAUUUAACUCUUGGAGCUAAAGUGAAGGUUUUAGAGAUAUUAGACCGUGAACCAAAGAUACCUCAGGGAAAGAUUGCUUCAAUGUUUCGUGUAAGUCAAAGUCAAGUUUCAAGAAUUAUGAAAAAUAAAGAAACAAUUUUAGUGCAGUGGAAUCGCUUUGCCACCCCUGAGCGCAAAAGGUGCAGGGUAGGAAAAGCUGGUGAAUUAGAACAAAAGUUAUUAGACUGGUACAAAGAGGCAAGGAAAGAUGAUCUUCCAAUAUCUGGUCCCAUUUUAAUGGAAAAAGCAAAAUCAAUUGGUGUUGAAAUGGGGAUUGAUUUUAAACCCUCUGCAGGUUGGCUAGGGAGAUGGAAAGAUAGAAAUGGUGUAACACUUAAAGUUUUUAAAGAAAAGGAUGGCACUCCCUCCAUUACUAAAGUUGCAAAUCACUGGCGAAGAUACAUGUUCGUUAAAUCUACUAGAGACGUACCAUGGCAAAAUGUUUGGGUUGUUGAUGAGACUGUCUUAACCUAUAAUUCAGUACCUGAUUGUAUGUCUCAAAUGAUCUCAGGUGGAAAAGAUAGAAUGAGUGUUAUUUUAGCUUGUAAUUUGUCCGGUACAGAACGGAAACCAGCAGCUGUUGUUGGAUCUGUACAGUCAUUGGAAUAUAUGUCCCUACCAGUUUUUUAUUAUUAUCAUGAGAAUGCCAAAAUUAACUUGGAAUGUUUUUCUUCAUGGUUACGAGAAUGGGAUCGAGAGCUACAUUUACAAAAGAAGAAGAUAGUUCUUAUAUUAAAUAAGGCAAAACAUCAUCCUGAAAAUAUCCAUUUUUUGAAUAUUAGUAUUACUCAUUUUCCACUAGAAACUUCAAAAGUCCUGCAGCCAUUACAGCUGGGAAUAAUUUCAUCAUUUAAAGCUCUAUACAGAUAUCAGCAGUUGAGGCUUUUGUUAGCAAAUUCUAAAGCAGUGGAGCCCACAAGUAACACCAAUAUGUUUAGCCACAGUUCCUUGUUGUCAUCACAUUCUCAGAGUUUGUCAGCAUUAGAUGCAAUUUACUUAAUAUAUAAAGCUUGGAAACAUGUGAGUCCAGAAACAAUAGCCAAAGGUGCAGUUAAAGCUGGUUUAAGUAAAGAUGUUGAUGCUUUAAAAGUAAAUGAUGUUGUAGGUGCCCCUCCAGGAAUAAGUCAUCAAGAUUUUCAAGCCUUUGUAGUACAAGAUAAUGACUUAUGUCCAAUAGAUCAGGACGACCAUGAAAAAUCAAAUUCACAAACCAAGAAUUCUUCUGGUCCUUAUAAUUAUUCACGUGUAACCAAUACAAAUGUUAGUCAAAACAUGGCCUCUAACCAGCAUACUGACUGUGGAACACAAUAUCUACCUUCAUUACCAAAAGUCCCAGAAACAGUGCUUGCAUGUCAGGUUUUGCGAAAAUAUUUACAACAACAAGGAGGACGCUUGUAUGAUGAGUUUUCAAAAUUGGAAGCAGCAAUUCAGAUGAAUAUGAUUCAGCAGUCGUAUCCAGAUAUGAAAGAGGAAGAUGUAAUUGACCCUUUCCAUGACCCUUCCUCAGUACAUAGUUUUCAUGCCCAUAAACAGGCUGAAAGCUUGAAAGUAGGAUACCUUCAGAAACUACAUCAUGCCUUGGAACAAAAGUCUCUCCAAAAAGAACUUAAAAAAGCUGCACAGGUACCAGUUUCAUCUGCUUCUGAUAAUACAUCAGUGCCAACCCAAGAAAUCAGGAGCGAUACAUUGAAUCAGAAUAUUGAUGUUCAAAGGCAUAAUUUAUCUGGUCAAGAAUUAAUGAGGGAGGAUGUACUACAACAGGAAAUACAACUUCCAGUUCAAAGACAUGCUCUGAUCCAUCAGGUGAUGAUGAGACAAGAAUAUCGACAGGAUGUUCCCGUAGACAGGUCACGUACAACACUUUAUGAAAUGAGACCUGAUAAUGUGUCACCUUUGUACAGACCAGUGCAACCAAAUGGGAGUAAUUGCCAAGGGGAAAAUAAGAAUGGUAACUUAUCUUCCAUACCCACAGAUCUACGAGCUGUCCCCAUGACAGAUCCCCGUGCAGGUGUAGCAUCACAUCCCCCAAGUCAUUCAAAUGAACUUCCACAGGACAUUCGUCAACCUGAUGGCAGACUAGAGCAUCCAGGAAUACCAUAUUAUGCGGUUCAUAAUCCCUUACAUCAGUGUAUAUGUGGUAGUACAGAAUGCUGUUCAUAAACUGAGCUUGAAAAUAGUAAUGAAAACGUUUCUCCUGAUAACUGUACUCUGGCAUACAAGGAAUAUCCUGUACUGUAGAGUGCAUCCUCACAAGAAUGGGAACUUCAGCACAUAUUUUACGUACUGCAUUUGCUACUGGCACAGUCUAAGGAGAAUGUAGUCCACUCCAUGUUGACAUAAAUUAACUGAUUGGGUACCGGCAGUGUGUAAGAAGUGUGAAUGAGCUACUUUUAGAAUUUGGAAGCCACUUUUGCUCUGGCUACAACUCUUCAUUUCCUCUGCAUAUCAUAUUACAUAGCAGGUGUUCUGAUAGGAACUAGAUAUGUGAUUCCAUAUCUUUCCUUCUUUAUUUUCACAGAGUUAUAGAGUGAUUGUCUGUAUAAUUUGUUGGUUUUAUAUUUGAAUUCAGUAAGCAUGAACUACUUUUGUUUUUCAUUUCUUUUUGGAAAUGCCCUCACUUUUGUUAAUGCUUGUGUUUGGGAUAUUUUUUUGUAUAUUUAGUGGCUAAUCUUGUAUAUUAUCCUUACAGUACUAAAUCAUAGUCUUUGCAUUAUGCCACCUCAAUGAGAAACUGAUAUAUUAUUUAUUAUUGAUUUCAGUGUCGGUGAAAAAUCAUUACUAUUUUAUUCCUGAGGUACUUAAUUUUUACUUUCUGGGACUGUCACCAUAGACGUACAGUACAGGCAGUCCCCUGUUAUUGGCAAUCCAGUCUUAUGGGACUUGUCUUGUGCCAAAAAUCAGCGAUUUUCAGUGCUGAAAUGUGCCAAUUUCCAGUUAUCUGCACCUAUAGAGUAUUGGUACCGAUACAAACCUAACAGAGGCGCCAUUAACCGGUUACUGGCACCAAAAUCCGGUUAUCGGCACUGAUAAGUGCCAAAAAUCAGCGUUAUCUGCAAUUUUCCCCAAUCAUCAAGCUGUCAGAACAGAACCCAUGCUGAUAACCAGGGAUUGCCUGUACUAUUGUAUUCUUGGUUCACAAUAUAUAUAAAGUACUUUGCCCUAAAGUUAAAACAAAACAAGAGUUUGAGAGAAGAAAAGGAGCAGCUAAUGGGGUUUUCAGAUUUUAAACCUUGGACAAUGUCUUACUGUCUUAAGUUAAUAUGCUUAACCUUAACACCAAACAAUGAACUAUACAGACAUGAUGCCACUUUUGGUGUCAAGUACGUAAUUGAUAAAAAUCUCAGUGUUGGAACCAUAUUUUAGCUACCCCACCCUCUCCUUGCCCUAUGACAGUAACUUCAACCAUCUUGGUACAACAUGAAGGCAACUGGUUAACCCUUUAACGCU